Puccinia graminis f. sp. tritici CRL 75-36-700-3 is the source of this 225-nucleotide messenger RNA. RefSeq lists its product as uncharacterized. Bases 1 to 225 code for a protein of 74 amino acids. NCBI's taxonomy places the organism in Eukaryota, Fungi, Basidiomycota, Pucciniomycetes, Pucciniales, Pucciniaceae. Gene Ontology annotation, molecular function: zinc ion binding; nucleic acid binding. The record is from RefSeq and is a predicted model, not a curated record. The transcript has a single exon.
AUGUCGCUUGAUGACAUCAUAGGAGCGUUGGAGGCCCACAAAGUCAGCUUGAAUAUUACAAAGACAAACAACGUGGUCGCCGCUGCUGCCACCCCCAAACGUUUUGGAUGCUCUCACUGUGGGAAACACGGCCACCGUUCUUCCGAUUGCUACCAAUUGAAAAACAAAGGGAAAGCCAAGGCUGGAGCUGUCACCAUGUUACAAAUCAGGAUCUUUCAACAAUGA